UGGUCAUGCAAAAAAAAAUUCGCUUUGUUUUGGCUUUCUGCGUUGUCGGCUCUCUCUUGCGGUUUAGCACAAGCUGGAUGAGAAUCUCUUUUGUCACUGCCACCACCUCACCUUCAUUCUUUUCUGUGGUUCAUGCAUUCCUUAUGACAUGAGUGGGUUUCGGUUUCCAUUAUCAAAACUUGGUGCUUGAAAAUAAUUGUUGUGGAUUUUCUGAGCCUAAAGCUGCUGCCUGUUGGAGUUUCACAUUCCCUUUUAAGGGAAAGAGCUAUCUCAAGGCCAAGCAAAAAAGGAAACAAAUUUCUUCUGGGUUUGAACCAGAGGUGGGUGGUGUGAGUUAGGGUUUUUGUUGGCGGGUUGAAUAUGAAAAAGAAGGGUGAUGAGGAAAAGGGUUCCUCGGAUGUGGGUGGGAAACUGGUGGUGGUUGCUGUUAAAGCAUCAAAGGAAAUUCCAAAGACUGCUUUGUUGUGGGCUUUGACUCAUAUUGUUCAACCUGGAGAUAGCAUUAAGCUGCUGGUGGUUAUUCCCGCUCAUCCCUCAAGUAAAAGGAUUUGGGGCAUUUCGAGAUUCACCAGUGAUUGCACCAUUGGUCACUGGUGGUCUCUGGCAGGAACCCGUUCAGAUCAGAAGGAUGAUAUUGCAGAUUCAUGCUCUCAAAUGGUGCUUCAACUCCAUGAUGUUUAUGACUCAGAGAAGAUAAAAGUCAGGAUAAAGAUUGUUUGUGGCUCGCCAUGUGGAGUGGUAGCCGCUGAGGCCAAGAGAGCCCGAUCAAACUGGGUUAUACUGGAUAAACGAUUGAAAAAUGAAAAGAAAUACUGCAUUGAAGAGCUGCAAUGCAAUCUUGUGGUUAUGAAGCAAUCUCGGCCAAAGGUUCUUCGUUUAAAUUUGGUAAAUUCGACAAAGAUGGAAUCUGAAGUGGGUUGUGCAUUAUCAUCUGAAUUUGAAAAAUCUCCAAAAACUCUGAAAAGCAAGUUUGGACAAUUGAAUAUGAUUAGGGGACCAGCUGUUACUCCUGCAAGUAGUCCAGACCAUGAGUCACCAUUUACUACAACUGAUGUUGGAACGUCAUCAAUAUCUAGCUCAGAUCUAGGGACUUCACCAUUUUUCCUUUCUGAAACUUGUGGGAGCUUAAAGAGUGAUCUUCAAUUUACCACUAAAGAAGAUGAAAAUCUGGAUGAAUGUGACUCUGACACAGAUAGUGAAAAGAUGAGUACUUGUUCCACAAAUUCAAUUUUCCAUCCAUGGAUGGCAAGCUUUCUCAGGUCCAACAGUGAAUAUUCAAAACACACGGUGGAAGGUUCACAAAGAAAUGGGGGGAAGGUUCUAACCUCCACAUAUGAAGCUUUGCUGGGGAAAUUGUCUAUAGUAGAUCAAGAUCCUCGUACUGGAGUGCUGAAUUAUAAGCUUGAUCAGGACCUACGCAAAAGUGUAAGAGAAGCAAUUUCACUAUCCAGAAAUCUACCUCUCGGCCCUCCUCCAUUGUGUUCUAUCUGUCAGCACAAGGCACCUAUAUUCGGGAAUCCUCCAAGGUGGUUCACUUUUGCUGAACUGGAAUUUGCUACAGGUGGAUUUUCACAAGCAAAUUUUUUGGCUGAAGGUGGAUUUGGUUCUGUACAUCGAGGUGUCUUACCAGACGGUCGGGUUAUUGCAGUCAAGCAACACAAACUGGCUAGUUCUCAAGGUGAUCUAGAAUUUUGCUCAGAAGUUGAGGUCUUAAGCUGCGCACAACAUCGUAAUGUUGUGAUGCUAAUUGGGUUCUGUGUGGAGGAUGGAAGAAGAUUGCUGGUUUAUGAAUUCAUUUGCAAUGGGUCUUUGGAUUCUCAUCUUUAUGGAAGAAGUAAAAAUCUGCUAGAAUGGCCUGCACGACAAAAAAUUGCAAUUGGAGCAGCUCGUGGGUUGAGAUACCUUCAUGAGGAAUGUAGAGUCGGCUGUAUUGUCCACCGCGAUAUGCGGCCUAACAACAUCCUUCUCACCCAUGAUUUUGAACCAUUAGUGGGAGAUUUUGGACUGGCAAGGUGGCAGCCAGAUGGAGACAUGGGAGUGGACACAAGAGUAAUUGGAACAUUUGGGUACUUGGCUCCAGAAUAUGCUCAAAGUGGCCAAAUCACAGAAAAAGCUGAUGUUUAUUCCUUUGGGGUAGUGUUGGUGGAGCUUGUUACAGGGAGGAAAGUUAUGGACAUGAACCGGCCCAAAGGCCAGCAGUGCCUCACUGAAUGGGCACGACCUUUGCUAGAAAAACAAGCUAUUCAUGAACUGGUAGAUCCAUGCUUGAGGAACUGCUACUUAGAGCAUGAGGUUUAUCGCAUGCUGCAAUGUGCCUCCUUGUGCAUCCGGCGGGAUCCCCAUUCGAGACCUCGCAUGUCUCAGGUGCUUCGAAUGUUGGAGGGUGACAUUGUCAUGUAAUCAACCAAUCACCUCUUGAGCCUCUUGAAAACAGCAUGGGGAAAGUUUUGACCAGAGAAGGAGCAGCAUUACAAUAGAGAUCAAGUAGGAGGUUCUCCUGCAGAGUGAAGGGAGCAGAAGUUCUUGUAAAAGGACACCAUUUGUAGACAGUCCACAUGAUAGCAAUACUUAGAUUGCUUUGCCUUUCUUAUAUUACUUGAACACAGACUUACAGUAGCAAUUAUGGCUGUACAGUUUUGAGAAUACGAGAAAAUGUAAAUGACAUCUCUUUUUUUUCUUUUUUUUUUUAGGGGUGGAGGGUUAGCAAAUUCCCUUGUGGACAUUCAUAUAUUUUUGGUAAUGAGGAAAUGUAUCUUUUACUCUAA
Molecule: messenger RNA, 2765 nt
Organism: Corylus avellana
Lineage: Eukaryota; Viridiplantae; Streptophyta; Magnoliopsida; Fagales; Betulaceae
Product: inactive protein kinase SELMODRAFT_444075
Biological process (GO): protein phosphorylation
Molecular function (GO): protein kinase activity; ATP binding
Source: RefSeq, a predicted model, not a curated record